Coregonus sp. 'balchen' is the source of this 281-nucleotide messenger RNA. The record is from the annotation of a GenBank genome assembly. Lineage: Eukaryota; Metazoa; Chordata; Actinopteri; Salmoniformes; Salmonidae.
AUGCUGUUGGGAAAGACCGGAGCUGGCAAGCGCAGUGCGGGCAACACCAUCAUGGGAGAAGAUAGUUUCCGACAUCCUGCCGUUCACACGCCGUAGCCAAACACUGCGAGGUCAACACCAAAAUGAUCAUCAAGAAAAUAGUUAUCGUUACAGACACGCCAGGGAUUUGUGACAUGGACUGCGCCCCCGGACCUCACGCCUUCGUGCUGGUGUUGAGAGUCGGACGGUUCACCGAAGAUAAGUCUGUGGUGAAGAACAUAAGAAGCUGGUUUGGAGACGCU